Medioppia subpectinata is the source of this 951-nucleotide messenger RNA. The record is from the annotation of a GenBank genome assembly. Lineage: Eukaryota; Metazoa; Arthropoda; Arachnida; Sarcoptiformes; Oppiidae.
AUGAUCUCAGCGCUGGAUUUAACGAUACAACCGACCAAUAGAUCCAUUAUGACAGUCAACAAUAGCGUUAGACUGGGAACCGCUACCCACACCGUGAAGGUCGGUGUCAAUACAACGCCGAUUGAAGAACAAGUGGUCACCGCUGAAGACAAGGACGCGAUCAUCGCUGGCUUGAAAGAGGAGCUGAAACAGCGGAAAGCGCGUCACCAAAGAGUCCGUCACGCGUUCGAUGGCAUUAAGAGCCGCCGCCAAAGGGGGAUCCAGAAGAAUGACGCUCUCGUGAGAGAGAAUAAUGCCAUUAAAGAGAAACUCGAGGAAUAUCGUCAGGAACUAAUCCGACACGAGUCGCACCUGCGAUACGAUUCUAGUGGACCGCUUGUAUGUCAGGUGCCAUUCAGUUUGGAGCAACAGUUGUUCACAUCCAGGCGAGAGGUGAUCCAAUUGGAACGACAAUUGGCGGCCGAGCGGCAGAAGUCAGCGAAGAUCAAUAGGGAGCGGAUGAUCGCUGAACAGGAAGCGUCAGAAAAGGCCCGCAAUUACCCAUUGGUCACCCGAGACAAUGACUCUUUGCCUCAGCUGUACGUCAAUCCAGUCAACCAAAGAGUAGAUCGCUCUUCAGAACCGUUGAUCUUUCUNGGUUGGCCGACUAUUUUGGUGGCCGUAAGCAAACAGUGGCCGACAAUACCGUUCAGUUUUGUCCAUCAGUUUCCAAUUGAUGAGAUCAGAUUCGGUCAAACGACGAGUUACGGGGAGUUGGCGUCGAUGGCGGGUAACCCGCGUGCGAGCCGUGCGGUGGGCUCAGCGAUGCGCUCCAAUCCCUUCCUAUUGCUGGUUCCGUGUCAUCGCGUCCUCAAUAAAGACGGUUCGGUCGGCAACUUCUCGGGCACCGGAGGGCCGGCUCUCAAACAGUGGCUCCUCUCCCAUGAGAGCCACUAUUUGGCCGAUUAUUGA